Molecule: messenger RNA, 3659 nt
Organism: Prorocentrum cordatum
Lineage: Eukaryota; Dinophyceae; Prorocentrales; Prorocentraceae
Source: the annotation of a GenBank genome assembly
GGACGCUCGCGCUGGGCAUGGGCUGCCUGCUGCUCGUGCACCUGGCGUCCAACCCGUCGGCGGAGGUCGGGGGCGCUGCCGGCGGGCAGGAGGAGGCGGACGCCGGGGGCGGCCUCGGAGGCGCGGGCCGGGGGGGCGGCGCAGGGCCUGGCCGGGGCGCCUCCGUGGCCUGGCCGGCGAAGGGGGGCGGGAAGCACGGCGUCGUGAUGGGUGCUGACGUUGGCGUCUGGGAGGGCCUCGGGCGCGCGGGACACGCGAGUGAUGCGGGCCCUGGCCCGAACGCAUCGGCUUCCAGAUCGGCGGGCGGUGUCGUGCCAGGGUCAGGCGAUGACGGAGGGCCUCGGGGAGCUCCCUGUGCGAGUGCUGCGGACUGCUCGGCUGGGCAGGCUUGCAGGGACGGACAUUCUGGCAAAGUCGUAGGGGCUUUAGAGCAUUGCCCUGUGCAUUCCUCAUGCUUCUGCCGCGCAGCAUUGCAAGCCGAUCGCCAGCAGCAUCGCCAGCCGAUCGUAAGAAUCGCUACGGUAACGUCGACGACGAUUUCAGCCACGACGACCGAAGCUAUGUACAUCGAUGGCCCUCGUGUUGCUGGUGGCGCUUGGUAUGGGCUCUGCUACAGCACUGCUGGCUCGAGAGCUUCGGCCGAAGCGGCGUGCAGUGCCGACGCCAAUUGCACCGUUUUGCACGACAAGGGCUGUACCAACACAGGCGUGCGUUAUUGCUUCAGCGUCAUCAAUGACAUUGUGGCGAACUUUGAAAGUCUGGACAGUGAUGCAUGCACUUACAUCCGAUACCAGAUUACCACAAGCACUGUUUCCACAAGCACUAUUGGCUCAAGCACUUGGGCUAGUGAGACCAGCACUGCCACGACGACAACAGCUAUGUACAUUGAUGGCCCACGUGUUGCUGGUGGCGCGUGGUCAGGGCUCUGCUACAGCAUUACUGGUUCCAGGGCUUCGGCCGAGGCGGCGUGCAAUGCCGACUCAAAUUGUAUUGCUUUGCACGACAAGGGCUGUACCAACACGGGCGUGCGGUACUGCUACAGUACAGUAAGUGAGAUUGUGGCGAACUUCGAAGGGUUGGACAGCGACGCAUGCACCUACAUCAAGUACCAGGUCACCACCAGUACCGUCAGUACCGCAACUACACUAACGGGAACCACUGCGACAACGGUUGUAGGAGCCGUGUCUAUGACUGCCACAAGUAUUACCACGACCAGUACGACUAUAUCCACUGAAGCGUUAUACAUCGAUGGUCCACGUGUUGCUAGUGGCGCGUGGUCAGGGCUCUGCUACAGCAUUACUGGUUCCAGGGCUUCGGCCGAGGCGGCGUGCAAUGCCGACUCAAAUUGUAUUGCUUUGCACGACAAGGGCUGUACCAACACGGGCGUGCGGUACUGCUACAGUACGGUAAGUGAGAUUGUGGCGAACUUCGAAGGGUUGGACAGCGACGCAUGCACCUACAUCAAGUACCAGGUCACCACCAGUACCGUCAGCACCGCAACUACACUAACGGGAACCACUGCGACAACGGUUGUAGGAGCCGUGUCUAUGACUGCCACAAGUAUUACCACGACCAGUACGACUAUAUCCACUGAAGCGUUAUACAUCGAUGGUCCACGUGUCGCUGGUAGCGCUUGGUCAGGGCUCUGCUACAGUGUUGCUGGUUCGAGGGCUUCGGCUGAGGUGGCGUGCAAUGCCGACUCAAAUUGUGUUGCUUUGCACGACAAGGAUUGUACCAACACAGGCGUGCGUUAUUGCUACAGUGCAGUAAGUGAGAUCGUGGCGAACUUCGAAGGCUUGGACAGCGACGCAUGCACCUACGUCAAGUACCAGGUCACCACCAGCACCGUCAGCACCACAACUACAACAGCGGGAAGCACUUCGGCUACCACAACGACUGCAGGCGCAGGUCCUGCGACUGCCACAACAGACUUCGCGACUGCCACGACAGGCUCUGUGACUGCCACAACAGGCUCUGUGACUGCAGGUAGUACCACAGCAACGAGCAAUUCCGAAUCAUCGACGACGGCAGCGACGACAAUCGGAAUUACCGCAACGACUAUCACAUCAACUGGUGCUUUGUACAUCGAUGGGCCGCGCGUUGCUGGUGCCGCUUGGUCAGGCCCCUGCUACAGUACUACAGGUUCGAGGGCUUCGGCCGAAGCGGCGUGCAAUGCCGACUUAAAUUGUGUUGCUUUGCACGACAAGAACAACUGCCACAACGAUUGUAGGGGCCGUGUCUAUGACUGCUACAAGUAUCACCACGACCAGUACGACUAUAUCCACUGAAGCGUUAUACAUCGAUGGACCACGUGUUGCUGGUGCCGCUUGGUCGGGGCUCUGCUAUAGUGCUACUGGUUCGAGGGCUUCGGCCGAAGUGGCGUGCAAUGCCGACUCAAAUUGUGUUGCUUUGCACGACAAGCAUUGUACCAACACAGGCGUGCGUUAUUGCUACAGCGCAGUAAGUGAGAUUGUGGCGAACUUCGAAGGGUUGGACAGCGACGCAUGCACCUACGUCAAGUACCAGGUCACCACCAGCACCGUCAGCACCACAACUACACUAACGAGAACAACUGCCACAACGAUUGUAGGGGCCGUGUCUAUGACUACUACAAGUAUUACCACGACCAUUACGACUAUAUCUACUGAAGCGUUAUACAUCGAUGGUCCACGUGUCGCUGGUGGCGCUUGGUCAGGGCUCUGCUACAGUGUUGCUGGUUCCAGGGCUUCGGCCGAGGCUGCGUGCAAUGCCGACUCAAAUUGUGUUGCUUUGCACGACAAGGAUUGUACCAACACAGGCGUGCGUUAUUGCUACAGUGCAGUAAGUGAGAUUGUGGCGAACUUCGAAGGCCUGGACAGCGACGCAUGCACCUACGUCAAGUACCAGGUCACCACCAGCACCGUCAGCACCACAACUACACUAACGAGAACCACUGCCACAACGAUUGUAGGGGCCGUGUCUAUGACUGCUACAAGUAUUACCACGACCAUUACGACUAUAUCUACUGAAGCGUUGUACAUCGAUGGACCACGUGUUGCUGGUGCCGCUUGGUCGGGGCUCUGCUAUAGUGUUACUGGUUCGAGGGCUUCGGCCGAAGCGGCGUGCAGUGCCGACUCAAAUUGUGUUGCUUUGCACGACAAGCAUUGUACCAACACAGGCGUGCGUUAUUGCUACAGCGCAGUAAGUGAGAUUGUGGCGAACUUCGAAGGCCUGGACAGCGACGCAUGCACCUACGUCAAGUACCAGGUCACCACCAGCACCGUCAGCACCACAACUACACUAACGAGAACAACUGCCACAACGAUUGUAGGGGCCGUGUCUAUGACUGCUACAAGUAUUACCACGACGAGGACGACUGUAUCCACUGAAGUGUUGUACAUCGAUGGGCCACGUGUUGCUGGUGCCGCUUGGUCAGGGCUCUGCUACAGUGUUGCUGGUUCGAGAGUUUCGGCCGAAGCGGCGUGCAGUGCCGACGCCAAUUGUUCCGUGUUGCACGACAAGGAUUGUACCAACACAGGUGUGCGUUAUUGCUUCAGCGCAGUGAGUGAGGUUGUGGCGAACUUUGAAGGCCUGGACAGCGACGCAUGCACCUACGUCAAGUACCAGGUCACCAGCAGCACCGUCAGCACCACAACUACACUAACGAGAACAACUGCCAC